This is a messenger RNA of Stylonychia lemnae, 1374 nucleotides long. The record is from the annotation of a GenBank genome assembly. NCBI's taxonomy places the organism in Eukaryota, Ciliophora, Spirotrichea, Sporadotrichida, Oxytrichidae.
AUGUCUUCAAAUUAGAAUUUAUAAUUUCUUCAGGAACGACUAUUUUCUUCAUAAGAGCUUAGAUAUCUGUAAUCUGCUACAUUAUCAACCUUUUUGAGUUUUAAUUAGCAAGGCUACUCAGAUUCCACUUCAGUAGUCUCUGCUAUAGGGGCAUUUAUUGCUUGUGUUACUAUUACUCUUUUAGUAGUUACAAUUUACUUCAGUGUCAAAGUUUACAAAUACGGAGAAAAAUAAGCAAAUAUUAAAUAGCCUCAAUAGUAGCAAUAAUAGCAAGAUUUAGCAACAUUUUCACGCCUUAAAACAGGAGAUCCAGAAGCCUAAUUUAUUAAUUAGCCUGUGAAUUUCGAAAAAGAUCCCUCCCAUCAUUAAUAACCUCACUGGGAGCAUUCCUCGGCGAAAUUAAAUCUGGAUGGGAAAAAUUAAUCCUAAAAAUAAAACCCAGUAAAUGUUAAUAGCAUAUAGAAAUAGGAUGAAGAAGAUGAUUUCAUAUAAAUAUCUCCAUAACCUAUUAUUGAUACUGUUGACAAGCCUGCUCCACUAAAUAACGCUGUAAUGGGUCCUUCAAAUGCAAUUAAUAGACUAAUUAAUAAAAAAUUGAAGCAAGGCCUUGAUAUUCAAGCCAGAGAUCUUGAUGAUAUUGAUGUCAAAAUUGAUCAUGAUCUAGAAGUAGAAGAGUAAAAAUUAUAAGGUAAAAAAGAACAAAUCUAAAAGCAUCAAUAGCCAUAGUAAUAGCAAGAAUUAAUAAAACAGUAACAAGUAAUAUAGAAGUAGCCUGUUCAAUCAAACAAUAGCUCUUCUCAGUAGUUCAAAAAAUCAGCUGAGAAUUCUUAAUAAAGAUUAUAAUAAUACAAGCAAGUGGAAUAAGAUUCAUAACAUAAUGAAAGUAUCGAAGACAGAAAUUCUGAUUCCUUACUAAAGGGUGUUGUUAAAAAGUCGAAGGUAGAUUAGUAGCUAAUCAUUCAAAAUAAAUAAUAGAACAAUAAUAAAAACCUUGCAAAUGAAAUAGAAAGAGAGUCUUAGAACUCUAAAAUAAAAGCAAACUAAACCAAGAUAUCUGAAUAUCAAUAAUAAGAUGUUUCAAAUGAUACCCUAAAGCGCUAGAAAAAUAUAAUAAAAAAUGACUCAAAGGAUAAAAUAGGGGCAGCUUUAGAAGACUAACUUUAAUAAGAGAACGAUGUCAGCUAAUAUUCUUACUUUAGUGAGGAUGAUGAUGCUGACGGAAUCGAGGUUGCAGAAAAUAAAAAGUCAAAUCAAAAUAUUAAAGCUGGCUAAAAGAAGAGAGAAAUUAGCCUUGACUAAUCUCAAGCAAGCUAGAAUUAUGGAACUAAAAGUAAAGAGGAAUAGGAUUAAGCUGUUGGAGGUAGGCGAGCAUGA